Boeremia exigua is the source of this 522-nucleotide messenger RNA. RefSeq names its product HRDC-like protein. Gene Ontology annotation, biological process: positive regulation of translational initiation; nuclear-transcribed mRNA catabolic process, deadenylation-dependent decay; mRNA export from nucleus in response to heat stress. The record is from RefSeq and is a predicted model, not a curated record. The transcript is spliced from 3 exons. NCBI's taxonomy places the organism in Eukaryota, Fungi, Ascomycota, Dothideomycetes, Pleosporales, Didymellaceae. Gene Ontology annotation, molecular function: translation initiation factor binding; nucleotide binding. The coding region runs from base 1 to 522 and encodes 173 amino acids. Gene Ontology annotation, cellular component: RNA polymerase II, core complex; P-body.
AUGGACUACGGCGACAGCACCAACCCCAACGCCGCGCCGCCGCCGCCCGUCGACUACCCCAAGCCGCCGCGGCUGGUGUCGCGCCCCAAGGCGCCCGCGCUGCAGGAGGAGGAGAUGGGCACCGAGAUCAAGCUGGGCGACUUCGAGCAUGUCCACGCCCUGUCCGUCUCCGAGGCGCGCGCCGUCGUCACCGCCGUGCACAAGGGCCGCAAGAACAAGGACCCCGAGAGCAACCCGCUGCGCGACCGCAUCCACAACGACAACCCCACCAUCACCCACUUCCUCGACUACUUCGACAACUUUGCCCGCUACAAGGAGGAGGAGAGCCUGCACGCCAUCAACGCCAUGUUCGACACCCACCCGGAGCUGACCACGGUGGAGAAGGCGCUGCUGGGCACCCUCACCCCCGACUCGGCCGACGAGGCCACCACGCUGAUCCCGUCGCUGGCCGACAAGAUGGACACGGACUCGCUGCAGGCCAUCCUGGACGAGCUCACCAAGAUGCAGGAUCGUUUGCGAUAG